ACAGUCAGCAGAAAAUGUUGAUAGCAAAGAAGAAGAACGAGGCAGCUGUUUUCUGUAUGCCGUCUGACACUCGAUGAAAUAAAAACAAAAUUAAACAUUAGUCGGAAUAAAAAUUCUCCUGAUUAAAGAUGUCAGGGGAGCUUCGGGAGGAAUUGGAGAAACAUUUGAAGGAUUUAAACAUCCAGACGACCUGCGUGGAUCAUCCGCCGGUUUUCACGGUGGAGGAAAUGAUGCCUCACCUCCGAGGCGUGAGCGGCGUCGUCACCAAGAACCUCUUCCUCAAAGACAAGAAGAAGAAAAGCUUGUGGUUGGUGUCUGUUCGUCACGAUCGGCAGGUGAACCUGAACGAGCUGGCCAAGAAGCUUUCGGUGGGCAGCGGGAACCUUCGCUUUGCGGACGAGGCCGCCAUGUUGGACAAACUCAAGGUGGGGCAGGGCUGCGCCACGGCUCUGGCGCUGCUCUUCGACGAGGACCGCAGUGUCACCUCAGUCCUGGACCGAGACCUGCUGGAAGGGGGGCACCCUUUGGUCUACUUCCACCCCAUGACCAACGCCGCCACCGUGGGGAUGAGCCCCGAAGACCUGCUGCGCUUCCUGGAGCACACCGGACACCGACCCGUCCUGCAGAACUUUGAAUAGAUCAAAAGAAUUGGGAGGACCUCGUGGUCCCGGAGGUGAGAAGGACGCCGGCAGGGGAGCUUCGGUCAGAAUUUGAAGCAGGGACGGACGGGCCGUGCUUUCUGGACAACAGAGUUCUCCUGAUUUCUGGACGAUUUGGACCGUUUGGAUCAAGGAUCUUUCUCGAGCCACAGAAUCUCGUUUUCUGUCACACUAUCAGCCUACCCAAAAGAAGAGUCCAGACUUUGUUUCUAGCAUCUUUCAUUCUUUUGUAAUCGCCAGUACAACACGGGUCAGAAUCUUUUUGUGGAAACAAGACCGAGAACAGGUUUUUAAUGGAAACUGCUGCUGAAAUCUGACCAUAAACAUUUAUCGUAAUGACUUUUUUUCACACGCUUUCAACCCUGCGGUUUAUGGGGUGAUGCGGCGCUAGCGUUAGCGCACCUGGUUAUAAGGCUAGCGCCGCAUUAGCGUUAAACUCUCUCUGUGUACCGAGGCUUAUAAACAGGUGCGCUAACGCUAGCCCCGUGCUAACGCUAGCGCCACGUUAGCGUUAAACUCUCUCUGUGUACUGAGGCUUAUAACCAGGUGUGCUAACACUAGCCCCGGGCUAAUGCUGGCACCGCAUUAGCAUUAAACUCUUGUCUGGGUACCGAGGCUUAUAAACAUGUGCGCUAGCGCCGCAUUAGCGCUAAACUCUGUCUGUGUACCGAGGCUUAUAACCAGGUGCGCUAAUGCUAGGCCCGUGCUAACAUUAGCGCCAUGUCACGGUUAAACUCUGUGUACUGAGGUUUAUAACCAGGUGCAUUAGCGCUAGCCUCGCGCUAGCGCCUUGUGCUAACGCUAAUUUCUUUUUGCGUACCGAGGCUUAUUACCAGGUGUGCUCUUCCGGUUAUUCUAAUGCGCUUUUUGCCUGAAUCUGUGCAACCACGUGACUCUUUGACAUGUUCAUUUCCAAAUGAUAUAUUUUUUUCAUGGAAUAAAUCAUUGCAAGCUC
Messenger RNA from Syngnathoides biaculeatus (alligator pipefish), 1614 nucleotides. It is a transcript of the gene prorsd1, whose product is annotated as prolyl-tRNA synthetase domain containing 1. The record is from RefSeq and is a predicted model, not a curated record. The transcript is spliced from 4 exons. Gene Ontology annotation, molecular function: aminoacyl-tRNA deacylase activity. The coding region runs from base 129 to 638 and encodes 169 amino acids. NCBI's taxonomy places the organism in Eukaryota, Metazoa, Chordata, Actinopteri, Syngnathiformes, Syngnathidae.